Molecule: messenger RNA, 3882 nt
Organism: Ananas comosus (pineapple)
Lineage: Eukaryota; Viridiplantae; Streptophyta; Magnoliopsida; Poales; Bromeliaceae
Product: pentatricopeptide repeat-containing protein At3g16610
Exons: 2
Coding region: 756-3260 (834 amino acids)
Biological process (GO): RNA modification
Molecular function (GO): zinc ion binding; protein binding; oxidoreductase activity
Source: RefSeq, a predicted model, not a curated record
GUAGGCCAAACGGGCCCUGAGGCUGAAGAAGCCAACACCGCCCGACCCGCUCACCCCGACCAAACCCGACGAAACCCUAAACCACACUUUCGCAGUUUCGCUCUCCCGGCCUCCUCUUAUCGUUCGGGUCCGAACGCCGAACCGCGCGAGGACGACAUGAUCGAGGAGGAGUUGGUGGCGAUAUCUAGGGUUAUCUCUCCAGUUGUUCUUCUUGUGGAUCGCUGUUGACGCUAACCAUUAAUUUCAAAAUCUCGAGCCGUUAAAAGGAUGCGAUCAAUGUACAUAAAACAUACAGACACAGUGCUUGUCGGUCUUUAUUGUGACUCAGCUCAAUCUGGCCUGGCACCACUUUAAACAUGACCUGGCCCAAGUUAGCCUUCUGCCAUUUGGAAUGUGACUCCGCCCAACCUGGCUUUCUGCCAUUUUGAAAGUGAUUUGGCUCAGCAUGAGUUCACGCUACGAGAUAGGAUGCUAGCCUCUUUAAACCAACAACUAUUGGAGCUCAAAACUGGUUGCACUCAAAAUCAAAUCUUGCUUUGAGAGGAAAAAGUGGCUGCAUAGUGGCCUCUAGUUAUCUUAAAAAUAUAUAUAUAUAUAUUUCCUACUUGGAGGCCGUGGCCCGGAAAAGGCUCAUUGGGAGCCCAACUUGUGGUUUGUUUGAGGCCCAAUUUAAAAGCCUUCAUAAAUUGCACGCCUCCCCUCCUCCACUUGCGUAAAUUAAAUUCCCACAAUUGAAAUAGACCCACAACAUAGCUAUGAGAAUAGUAGUAUCCCCAUUGCUACUACUUCGCUUCCACGUCCCGUAUAAAACUCUUUUCCCCAUGUUCCAUUGCUUUGUCCAUCAAUGCACAAGCUCUACUAAACUCAACCAUCUUCGUCUCCCCAACACUUCUAACAUCAAUAAUUCUAAGAACGACUUUGAUGCGUAUUGCACGCUCCUCGAAGCUUGCAUUCGAUCGAAGUCACUUGUAAAGGGUAAGAAGAUCCAUCAAGAGAUAUUGAGAAACGAUACCCAUAUCGCAAAUUCCGUUUUGUUAGAGAAGAUCGCUUGUAUGUACAUAUCAUGCGGUGAAAUCGGGCUUGCCCGCAAUGUGUUUGAUAAAGUUCCCCAACCAAGUGUGUUUCUUUGGAAUGCCCUCAUCAGAGCUUAUUCUUGGAAUGGCCCUUUUGGUAAGGCGAUUGAGUUAUACUAUCAGAUGGUUGGUUUAGGAGUUGAGCCGAACAAGUUCACAUUCCCUUUCGUUCUCAAAGCGUGCUCGGGUAUGCUUGCUUUGGAGGAGGGAGUGGACAUACAUAACCAUGCGAGAAGAGUCGGGUUGGACUCCGACCUCUUUGUGUCUACUGCUUUGAUAGACAUGUAUAUGAAAUGCGGGUGUUUAGAUGAUUCUCACAGACUCUUCAAUAAAAUGCCUAAAAGAGAUGUCGUCGCUUGGAAUGCCAUGGUUGCUGGCUAUGCCUUUCAUGGUUUUCAUGAUGAAACAAUUAAUUUUGUUCUAGAGAUGCAAAGAGAAGGCAUGGCCCCCAAUGCUUCCACUAUGGUAGCAAUUCUCCCGGUGGUGGGACAAGCGAAGUCUCUUAGACAGGGAAAAGGCAUUCAUGGGUAUUGCAUGAGGAGGCGUUUUGAUGAGAAAGAUGUUUUGGUGGGUACCGCUGUGUUGGAUAUGUAUGCGAAAUGUGAGCGAUUGGAUCAUGCUUGCAAAGUAUUUAAUCGAAUGAUGGUGAGAAAUGAGGUAACUUGGAGUGCAAUUAUUAGUGGAUAUGUUUCGUGUGAUAGGAUGGCGGAAGUGUUGGGCUUGUUCAAUGACAUGAUGCUUGCGGGUUCUUCCUUUUUGUCACCAACCUCUCUUGCAGGUGUUCUUAGAGCAUGUGCAAAAUUGGCUGAUCUAGAAAAGGGUAAACAAUUACACUCACUUUUAAUAAAAUCUGGGUAUUUUUUAGAUUUAACUGCAGGGAACUCGCUUCUUUCAAUGUAUGCACAAGCCGGAAAUACCGAUGAUGCAUUGGCCCUUUUUGACGAAAUGCCUGUGAGCGAUACUGUUUCUUAUAGUGCACUUAUAUCAGGGUUUAUACAAAAUGGUAAUGCAGAGGAAGCAUUUCUUAUAUUCAAAAAGAUGCAAUUAUCCAAUAUAGAGCCAGAUGAUGCAACCAUGGUCGGAAUUAUCCCAGCUUGCGCCCAUUUGGCUGCUCUACAACAUGGGAAAUGCAGCCACGGCUAUGUUAUAGUUCGUGGAUUCACAUCCGAUAACUCAAUAUGUAAUGCCCUAAUUGACAUGUACGCGAAGUGUGGAAGGAUCGACCUUUCGAGAAAGGUGUUCGAUAAAAUGCCGACUCGGGAUAUUGUAACUUGGAAUACACUAAUCGCGGGAUAUGGACUUCACGGUCUCGGUCAUGAAGCCAUUUCUUUAUUCAUUGCAAUGGAGAGCGAGCGGCUAAAGCCGGAUGAUAUUACAUUUAUAUCCCUAAUCUCUGCUUGUAGUCAUUCAGGACUUGUUACGGAAGGAAAGUAUUGGUUUAACGCAAUGAGGAAGAUCUACAGCAUAAUCCCAAGAAUGGAACAUUAUAUUUGCACUGUGGAUCUUUUGGGUCGUGGAGGAUUUCUCUAUGAAGCCUAUGAUUUUAUCCAAAUGAUGCCAUUCAAGCCUGAUGUUCGCGUGUGGGGUGCUUUACUUGGAGCUUGUCGAGUUCAUAAGAAUAUUGAAUUAGGAGAGAAGGUAUCGAGAAUGGUCGAAAUGCUAGGAUUCGAGGGUACUGGGAAUUUUGUUUUACUAUCAAAUAUAUAUAGUGCUGCAGGGAAAUUUGACGAGGCAGCACAAAUUAGAAUUAUGCAGAGGGAGAAGGGCUUUACGAAGAGCCCGGGAUGUAGUUGGAUUGAGAUUAAAGGCUCUCUUCACGCUUUUACUGGCGGGGAUCGAUCGCAUCCACAAUCAUCUAUUAUAUAUCAGAAGUUGGAGAGAUUGUUAGUGGAUAUUAGGAAAUUUGGUUACCGACCCGAUGUAACUUUUGCGUUGCAUGAUGUGGAAGAAGAGGAGAAGGAACAUGCCCUUCUUUAUCACAGCGAGAAGCUUGCGAUAGCGUUUGGGAUUCUCAUCUUGAGGAAUGAUCAGACUAUCUUUAUCACGAAAAAUCUGCGUGUAUGUGGAGAUUGUCACAUGGCGAUAAAAUACUUUACACUGGUUACAAGAAGGGUCAUCGUGGUGCGAGAUGUUAAUAGGUUCCAUCAUUUCAAGGACGGGUGUUGUAGUUGCGGCGAUUUUUGGUGAUGCCACCGACACUUGAUAACAUUACUUGAUAACAUUGAUAGUUGCAGCUUCUAUUGCUUCAUUACACAAGAAGCAAGGUACUUCUCCUAUUACUUGAUCAUGCUGUAAAAUGAAGAUAACUACAACUUGUAUAACUUCAGGUUGUGAAUAUAGAACAUCAUAUAUACACAAUUUAAGGUUUUCAUGAAUUAUUCUGUUGUUAUCGAGGAUAUCAAAUAUUUAAGGUUAGAUCACAUUUUUAGUCCUCAAAUUAUAAGGUGGGUAAGACACUAGUCCUCAAAAUUUACUUUGUUGCAAUUUCUGAAACGUUAUGAAUUAUUGCAAUUAAAUCUCAUAAUAAUACAAUCUAGUUAACUGAAUUUAGUUGGUCGAAUAGUGGUGUGUCGUUUAUAUGACAGUGAUAUCAUAGUGUUGUGCAUAAUUGAUGAUGCGGCGAUAACCGGGAUGUUGCAUCUCUGCAACGUUUGCAGUAUAUUACUAUUUAGUCAACUAAAUUGCAACAAAUUAAAGUGUGAGAGCCAACAUGGCACGGUCGCAUAAUUUGAGUACCAAGAGUGUAGUUUAAGCCAAUACUUAAUUAUAGGCUAAAUUAUAAAAAACGUCCUUGCACUUUAGCGCUUGU